Messenger RNA from Dendrobium catenatum, 1649 nucleotides. RefSeq names its product dnaJ protein homolog. The record is from RefSeq and is a predicted model, not a curated record. Gene Ontology annotation, molecular function: Hsp70 protein binding; ATP binding. NCBI's taxonomy places the organism in Eukaryota, Viridiplantae, Streptophyta, Magnoliopsida, Asparagales, Orchidaceae. Gene Ontology annotation, biological process: response to heat; protein refolding. Gene Ontology annotation, cellular component: cytosol; cytoplasm. The transcript is spliced from 6 exons. The coding region runs from base 185 to 1441 and encodes 418 amino acids.
CUGUCACGCAAUAGAAAGGCUGAAACUGCUACGUCUGCUCCCUGCCGCCGCUCCCACUCUUCCUUUCCCUGAUCCGAUCGAAACAGAGAGAAACGCUAGGGUUAGGGGUUUCGGUUCCGAAGAGGGUGAUCGCGGCGGUCGGCAAGGUUGAUUAGUUGUUUUGGUUUGAAUUUGACUGGCAAAGAUGUUCGGAAGGGCCCCGAAGAAGAGCGACAACACGAGGUAUUAUGAGAUCCUUGGCGUGUCGAAAAACGCGUCUCAGGAUGAUCUCAAGAAGGCGUAUCGGAAGGCUGCCAUCAAGAAUCAUCCCGAUAAGGGAGGAGAUCCAGAGAAAUUUAAGGAGCUAGCCCAAGCCUAUGAAGUUUUGAGCGAUCCAGAGAAGAGGGAUAUAUAUGAUCAGUAUGGUGAAGAUGCACUCAAGGAAGGAAUGGGUGGAGGUGGUGCUGGCCAUGAUCCAUUUGACAUCUUCCAGUCUUUCUUUGGUGGAAACCCGUUUGGAGGUGGUGGGAGUAGCCGAGGUCGCAGACAGAGGAGGGGAGAGGAUGUUGUUCACCCACUGAAAGUCACCUUGGAAGAUCUGUACAAUGGUACUUCGAAGAAACUCUCUCUUUCUCGGAACGUUCUUUGCUCCAAAUGCAAAGGGAAGGGAUCGAAAUCCGGUGCUUCAAUGAAGUGUUCUGGUUGUCAGGGUACAGGUAUGAAGGUCUCAAUUCGCCAUUUGGGUCCCUCCAUGAUUCAACAAAUGCAACACCCUUGCAAUGAGUGCAAAGGAACUGGUGAGACCAUCAAUGAGAAAGACCGCUGCCCACAGUGCAAGGGGGAGAAGGUUGUCCAGGAAAAGAAGGUUCUUGAUGUUGUAGUUGAGAAGGGGAUGCAGAAUGCGCAGAAAAUCACCUUCCCUGGUGAGGCUGAUGAGGCGCCUGAUUGUAUCACCGGUGACAUCGUGUUUGUCCUGCAACAAAAGGACCACUCCAAGUUCAAAAGAAAGGGCGACGAUCUCUUUGUUGAGCACACACUCUCCCUAACGGAAGCACUUUGUGGUUUCCAGUUCAUAUUAACCCAUCUCGAUGGCAGGCAGCUUCUUAUCAAAUCAAACCCUGGAGAAGUUGUCAAGCCUGAUCAAUUCAAGGCAAUCAAUGACGAGGGCAUGCCCUUGUAUCAGAGGCCAUUCAUGAGAGGCAAGCUUUACAUCCACUUCACCGUCGAAUUCCCUGACUCGCUGAAUCCUGAUCAGUGCAAAGCUCUCGAGGCAAUUCUUCCUGCAAGGACUCGAUCUCAGCUUACAGACAUGGAGCUUGAUGAGUGCGAAGAGACGACCUUGUAUGAUGUCAACAUUGAGGAGGAGAUGAGGAGGAAGCAGCAAACUCAAGCUCAGGAGGCUUAUGAUGAGGAUGAAGACAUGCAUGGUGGUGCUCAAAGAGUUCAGUGUGCUCAGCAGUAAGGGAAGAGAAAUCCAUUUUUAUGAUACUCUUUAUCUUGAAAUUACCCUAUAAUAGUAGGCUUUGCUUUGCCAGCCCUGUUGAAUCGUAUUAAGCAUAUGGUUGGUUCUCUAUUAUCUGAUAUAUGACAUGAUUUUAUUAUAUAAACUAAAGUAUUUGCGUGUUCUAGCUGACUGGUCAUAUGAAGAAGCACUGAGCUUUUCAAGAAAA